GUUGGUUCGCUCCGCCGUGUCUGGUGCUCAGCCAGAGCUGCGAGAGGCUGUUAUUUAGGUCCGUUACAGCAGACAGAGAGCAGCUCACCCAAGGGCAAGUGGGGGGGAGAGAGAGCGCGAGACAGAGAGCGCGAGACAGAGAGAGCGAGAGAGAGAGAGAGUCACGCUCAGCCGGGCAGGAACCAGAUCUGCAUUCCAGCUGAGAGGGAACGAGGGGGAAAAACUCCAGCAUCGGCAGGAAGAGAAGGAGAGUGACAGCGGACAGCGAGAGCGACGCGAAGGCGGCGGAUCCGCGCGGCGCUCGAGUCCCGCUGUUGUUGUUGUCGUCGUCACCGGGUCGGCGUGACGCGCGCGGCGGGAGCGGAGCGGGACGUCGAGGGGCUCGGAGGGAUUCUUGUUCAGGGCGGAGGAGAGCGAGAGAGCGAGAGCGGAGGGGGGCUGAGGGGGUGGGGUUAGGGUUCCCGGUGCCAUGUUCGACUGCAUGGAGGCUCUGGGAAUGGGCCCCCGUCAGCUCUAUGAUGUCACCGGCCGGGGCGCGUGCAUGCUGCGCAAGGCGAGCCCCUUCUUCGCGGGGCUCGACCCCUUCGCCUGGACGGGCAGUGCCAGCGUUCAGUCGGUGGAGACCCAGAGCACCAGCUCAGAGGAGAUGGUACCCAGUUCUCCGUCUCCACCUCCCCCACCUCGUGUCUACAAGCCCUGCUUUGUGUGCCAGGACAAGUCUUCGGGGUACCACUACGGGGUCAGCUCCUGUGAGGGCUGCAAGGGUUUCUUCCGACGCAGUAUCCAGAAGAACAUGGUGUACACCUGCCACAGAGACAAGAACUGUCAGAUCAACAAGGUCACACGCAACCGCUGCCAGUACUGCAGGCUGCAGAAGUGCUUUGAGGUCGGCAUGUCCAAGGAAGCCGUGCGCAAUGACAGAAACAAGAAGAAGAAGGAUGUGAAGGAGGAGUUGGUGCUUCCAGAGAGCUAUGAGCUAAGUGGAGAACUCGAGGAGUUGGUCAAUAAAGUCAGCAAAGCUCACAAAGAAACCUUCCCCUCACUUGGGCAAUUGGGCAAAUAUACUACAAACUCCAGCUCAGACACCCGGGUCCAGCUGGAUCUGGGUUUGUGGGACAAGUUCAGUGAGCUCUCCACCAAAUGCAUCAUCAAGAUCGUGGAAUUUGCCAAACGGCUGCCAGGUUUCACCACCCUCACCAUCGCUGACCAGAUCACUCUGCUGAAGUCUGCCUGUCUGGACAUACUGAUGCUGAGGAUCUGCACACGCUACACUCCAGAGCAGGACACUAUGACCUUCUCAGACGGCCUGACUCUGAACCGGACCCAGAUGCACAACGCCGGUUUUGGACCUCUCACAGACCUGGUGUUUGCCUUUGCCGGCCAGCUUCUACCCCUGGAGAUGGACGACACAGAGACCGGCCUCCUGAGCGCCAUCUGCCUCAUCUGUGGAGACCGCAUGGAUCUAGAGGAGCCCCAGAAAGUGGACAAGCUUCAAGAGCCUCUACUUGAGGCUCUGAAGAUCUACGCCCGUCGCCGUCGCCCCAACAAACCUCACAUGUUUCCACGCAUGCUGAUGAAGAUCACUGACCUCCGGGGCAUCAGCACUAAGGGCGCAGAGAGAGCCAUCACUCUGAAGAUGGAGAUCCCGGGGCCAAUGCCUCCUUUGAUCAGGGAGAUGCUCGAGAACCCAGAGGCCUUUGAGGACCAAACAGAGGACAACGAGAGCCCGCCCCCUCCGCCACCGCCACCGCCGCCUGCACCGCCCACGCAGGUCAAGCAGGAGGCCGAGGACGAGGAAGACAGCUGGGCCGCCGAGAACGGCAGCGAGCCAUCGCCGGAAGAGGACGAGGAUGAGGACGAGGACGCGGGCGAUGAAGAUCGAGACAGGGGCUCGGACAGUGACGGGGAGCCCUGGGGCGCGCUAGACGCCGCGGACGGGUCGAGGAAGGGCCUCGUUGGGAGGGCGCAGUGAACAGAGCAUUUCAGACCUACGCACCCCCAUGCACACACAGGCACAAACACACACACACAAACACGUACACGCGCACUCAAACCUGCUUUGAGACAAACGACACAACCUCACUCAGUCUCCCACCUCAACAAUAAGCCGGCCUUCCCUCCUACUGCACGUCACUGUGUCCUCCACGGGCGGAGCGCAGCAGAGCCUUAUGUGUACAGACACGUCUAACUCAGGCCACCCGGUCCGUGACAAAGGAGCUCCAGGAAAAGAAAGUAAAGGAGAGAUGGCGGCGAAUCCUCUGAACUCCCGGCGCAGCCGAGAGGCUGGCAGAACCUCGUUGGGAAAGCCUAACGUCUUGGUUUUUCUUGGCGUUUGUAUCAAAAUAGGGGUCACGGCCAAACCAGACACCAGAACUGAGCGGUCGGUUCCCGUGGAUUGCAACAAGCACAUUUCUCAAAAAAACAACACGAGUACAGGGCAAAACCAAAUUAAGUAUGCUAAUCUGUUGUUGUUAUGGUUAUUGCUUUUGAAUAUUGUUUUCAAUUUUUCUUUCUUUCAAUUUAUAAAUAAGUCCAUACAUAUCUAUAUACCAUUAUAUUUUUGUCUUUUAUUUGUUAUUCUGGUUUUAUAUAUGAAUCCUUUUAGAGAACCUUUUUUCUUUUGAAUAGCUUUCCUGAGAACAUAUUUGGGGGGAAAGAAGGGUAAUCACAACUGGCUGGGUCUUCCUUAUCAGCUACAUAUGCUUAGCUGGGGCUUUUUUGGGGGGGGACUUUGGCUCACUGUGGAUGUCAAUCAUAAUCAACCCAGAGGACUAUUGUUAUGUUGCAGGGACUCAGAUUCUGUUAUCAGGGAAUUGGCAUUAUUCUCGUUGCAGCAGACUCAUGCUGUCACCGCGGAAAGUAAAGUAUCUUUGUGCCAAAGUUAGGAAAAGUCAUCCUGAGAGCAUGAGUGUAACUACUGGCAGGUAGACUCCAGCUGCCAUCCAGUCAUCCUCGCAGCGGCGCACACACGUUAACACACGAAUGCACACACAAACAUACAUGUCAUGCACACACCCCGUUCUCAAUACCCCCCAGCUGUAGCAAACACAUGACAUCAAGCGCCCGGACAAGGGGCCUUAUACUUGACCGAAUAUGUAGCACUUUCGUGAUCCUCUAUUACUUACUCUCUGGGAGCGGAUAUUUCCAUUAGUGUGUCCAAACUGAUGACGCCAUGCACGACACCUACGAUACAAUCGACCUUACAGCACUCCCUGAUGAUGUCAGUAGAAGAAUGCACACUUUCAGCACAGAUUUAAAAAAAAAAACACAUCCACACAUGGUCAGCAGCGACGCACAGACGUACAGACAUAUGCAAGUCGAAAGCAGGAAUCUUCAUGGAAGACAUUUUGAAUUCACACUCAGGGCUUUUCAGUAAGGACCAAACUCUCGCCGCAUUUAGGCUCGCUAGAAACAGGCAAUAUUUAUGUGUGUAUUCUUGACUCCGUUUUGAUCAGCUCGACUCUGCGUGUACAUAGAAGGAGACAAAUCUGAGAAAUCAGCAUGUGUGCCGGCCCGGCUCUCUCAUGGAGUGGGGGGGGCAUUUCAUCAGAGUCAUCGGCGCUGCCCCCGCCUGUGCUCGUGCUGGCAUCCAAGCAGCAAACUGCCUUCUCAUCCUAAAAGCCAUUAUAUCGUCUUGUCUCCUCGUGUACAUCCUUGCCUCUCUUUAAGCAGUGGAGGAUUAUGUGUUCUCAUGUAUAUUUUCUUUAUUGCCAAAUUGUCUUGGAGCGCGGCUGAUAUAAAGUACAGAAGGGGGGACGGGGGGGGACGGGGGUCUGUCUCUCUUUGAAGCAAUAUGAACAUUCUUUCUGUAGCGGUGGGAGGUCCCAUCCUCUGAAUAUGGUCUCCUCAGUUUUGUGUGUAUGCGUGCAUGUGUGAGACAGUGUGAGAAUGCUUUAAAAUGAUUUAAGUCAUUGAGUGAAUGACCACACCCCCCCCCCCCCCUCUCUCGCUCUCUGCAGGGCUGUCAUAAUGUCAAUGAUGGAAAUGCAGGCAGAAUUUUGAGAUUAUGUCGUUUCAUGUUUUUUGUUUUUCCAACAUGGCCACGGUGUUGUCCACUCUCUGUUUAUGUCAACUCUUGUCAUACAAAGAAAAGCCAUAUAAACAGUAAGAGUAACAAUAAACUACUUUUGUGAGAUGA
Gasterosteus aculeatus aculeatus (three-spined stickleback) is the source of this 4138-nucleotide messenger RNA. RefSeq names its product retinoic acid receptor gamma a (gene rarga). NCBI's taxonomy places the organism in Eukaryota, Metazoa, Chordata, Actinopteri, Perciformes, Gasterosteidae. Gene Ontology annotation, molecular function: nuclear receptor activity; zinc ion binding; RNA polymerase II cis-regulatory region sequence-specific DNA binding. Gene Ontology annotation, cellular component: nucleus; transcription regulator complex. Gene Ontology annotation, biological process: retinoic acid receptor signaling pathway; regulation of transcription by RNA polymerase II; cellular response to corticotropin-releasing hormone stimulus. The record is from RefSeq and is a predicted model, not a curated record.